This is a messenger RNA of Arabidopsis lyrata subsp. lyrata, 852 nucleotides long. RefSeq lists its product as uncharacterized. Lineage: Eukaryota; Viridiplantae; Streptophyta; Magnoliopsida; Brassicales; Brassicaceae. The record is from RefSeq and is a predicted model, not a curated record. The transcript is spliced from 4 exons. Bases 121 to 651 code for a protein of 176 amino acids.
UGUAUCAUUAACGCAAGAGGCCCUAUUAAGAGAGGCUAGACCUCCAAAACCGUCCGUCACGUCGAAGCUCUGAAUGGCUGUCACCCUCUCCCUUUUGCUCGAUUCGUGGGCCAGAACAUUAUGGGCCUAAGUAUCAAAAUAGUUUGGAUCUAUUUCGUACAACCCAUUUGGAUCCGCGGGAAUAUCUUUGAUGGAACCGGUCAGUCACCUGCUUAUCCGGCCGGUUUAUAUUUAAAUUCCUUGGAUUCUGAAGAAGAUCUGGAGAAACUGGAGUCAGAGGUGGAGCAUAUGUCGCGCAAGGUUUCCGAGUACAGGAAAAGCCUACCGAGUCAUCUGAGCAACACUGUGAUUUCUUCUCAUAGAUCCAAUUUUCCCAACAUCAGUUCCGGGUCUGAUUCUUUGCUCUUCCGCACAACUACCACUGACUGGGAAGAACUUGUACUCUCAAGAGAUGGAGCACGUCUAGGAGGAAUAGAGCAAGAGUCUCGAGAUAACUUUAUUCAGCUCAAAGAAAGAGUGUACGAGAACAUUGCCACAGUGCCUCUAGUUGUAGAGAGAAUGCGAGAGGGUAAAGAGAGAAUCGACAAAUCCAAUUCUUUCAAUGGAACUACUACUAUACACCCGGCUUUCACAAGACGAAAAGCUAACUAACCAAUCAGUUUCUAGUUCUCCAUAUUGGCUUUACCACUCAAACAAAGCUAAUGCAUUAUGCAUAGAAGAUAUGGCUAGUAUUUCUUUAUACUAUAUUAGUAUCAACCAACAUCCCUCGCAUUUAGAAUCUAUAUGUAAGAAGUUGCAUAAUUGUCAAGAACACCCAAAUUCAAGCUUAAGAAACUUUUUUUUUUUUUUUUU